Messenger RNA from Xyrichtys novacula (pearly razorfish), 11884 nucleotides. NCBI's taxonomy places the organism in Eukaryota, Metazoa, Chordata, Actinopteri, Labriformes, Labridae. The record is from the annotation of a GenBank genome assembly.
AUGGCAGGAUUUCUGCACUUCUCUCUGCUUUUAUUUCUGGAUCUCGGAUCUUUUAACUUAAUUUCAGCUUUUCCUGGUAAUGACACAACUACUGUGACUCUAGAUGCUGCUUUUACUACAACUGAGAGUUUUUUAUCUACAGGGAAAACAAACUCCACUCAGGGUCCCACCACAGGAUUCACAAGGAGUUUUAGUGAGUCAACAACUGAACCUCCAAAAACCACCACGACUGCUGGACAUCGGAGUGAAGAUGCAGGUAAAAGAAAGGAGGAAAAGGUUCCCACAAAGGAGGAAGAUGACGGUCCUCUGGAGUUAGGUGAGUGGAAAUGAUCAUACAUCGAAGAUUAAAUCAUCUGUGGGGAUUUACAGUGUUGCUUUCAAUAAAGAUUCCACAGUUUUACACAUGAACCUUUAAAACCUUCAGACAGUAUAUGUUAUUGCUUCUUUUAUUGAUCUUUUACUUGUGCUUUUUUGGAAAGAGCAGCCAUUCUCAUCUAUAAAAAAUGUGUUUUUGAAGCCAGACCAAUAGGUUUGUGGUUUUAUGUGUCUUAUUACUUUUCCCAUAAAGAGAAACAGGCGAGUUUAAAGUGUUAUUACCCAAACAAACACAACCACCCCUGAAAGUUAGAAAUAAAAAGGUUUAAUUUGAAAAGUCUGUUUCUGUAAAUGAAGUUAAUCUCAACAAUUCCAGCCUGUGGAGUCCUGGGAAUAAGAAAUAUUCCUGGCAUUCCUCCAACCAAACCAAAGCAUGUCAAAGGUCAGAUGUCGUUUAGUCCAUCACGCACUGAUAAAGAAGUUGCACAGAGACCCCAGGACCUAAACAGCAUAAUUCAGCAUCUCUUUAAUAGAUUUCCAGAGCGCAGCAGAGCUCUGUGGGUCUCUGCAUAUCUGCGGUCAGAGAGUCAGUGUCCGAGGGUUGGGGGAGGAUGUUCCAGUCUGCUCUGUGCAUGUGUGUGUGUUUUUUACUGAUGGAAACCAGAUGGUCUGUGUGAUUCAACAGACUAAAGGAAAAAAAAAAACAGAGGAACAAGACCCCUCACAGUCCUCUCAGUGAUCUCUUAAAGUCGCUCAUAUAGACAUACAUUCAGCGUUACAGUCAGUGAAGCUGUGGCUGCAGCCCAGCGACUCUAAUGUAAACAGAUUCAAACUCCCAAAAACCCAAAACCUCCAUCCUGGCCGCAGUUACAUAAUUCCAGUCUCCUGUAUCCUAAAGAGUUGGUUCAUGUGCUUUUAUUUACUUUUGCAUUAGUUGUUAAUUUUGCACCAGCUACUGUGAAUUUCCCGACUCAGAUGCCGUGCGCCGCUUCUUUGACACGUUCUUGCCACAAUGCAGAAAAUGGUUUGCUAUUUUCUAGAAAGGAGGACGACCAGGAGCGUUAAGGUAGCAAAGAAGGCCAAAAAGGUCCUGAAGAAACCCAAACCCACCCCCAAGAAGCCAAAGGUGAUAAAGAAAACCAAACCUCAGCUCAAAAAGAGCGUGAGCCGGUCUGCGGCCAAGAAGACAGUCCCACGUAUGUACAGGGAGUAUGCAGCAUGUCAAUCAGACGAGGGUCCGAAUGAGUGGGAAAUAGUUUUAGGUUCAUUGACUUGCUUUGAACAUGUGCGGCUCACUGUAUCGUAACAAUCCAGGUGGUCUCGGCACUGUUCUAAACAAUUAACACAGUCCAUCCAUGAGGUUUAACGGGAGAAUGGAGGAUCUGUGGGACCCCCUGAACUGUCGGCCGAUACAGACCCGCAUGAGAAAGCAUCAGACAAACCAUAAAACUAUUCAUUUAGAUCCAGAUCUGAUUCAUGUUUGCCUCCACAUGCUGCGUAUCCUAACCUUUAAACUACCAAAUAUUGAGUCGGUCUGUUGAUACAGUGAUAAACACUUUGCAAAUAUUCCUGUUUAUUCCAUACUAAUACUUUAUUAACAAACGAGUCGUAGUGGCUCCAAGUUACUAAUCCUAUGUCAUGUCAGAUGUUCUUGAAUGCAUCACAGGAAACCAAUCUAACUGACACAGUUUUCACCAGGAUAAACACAAAAACCGCCAAGGACCGCCAAGUUGUGAAAGAAGAGUUUGUUGAGUGUGUGUCCCAGAUCCCCAGGCAGGUCCUCUAAGGUUAAGACACAUUUCUGUUUCUGAUAUCAAUCUACUGAAGACACCUUGGGCUUGUUUGGUUCUCAGGUCCAAGUUUCAGGCUCCAGAGAGCUGAAAUGCUCUCCCGGUUGCCUGGCCUUGCAAAGUCUGUUAUGUUAUGUCCUGAGAGUUGUUGUAAUUGCAUUCACAUAUGCACACUGGACUGGGAAAUGAGCCAACUGUGGGAGUUUGUGUAUAUAGCUCUUGUACAAACUCUAAAAUGGAUGUGAAAGAGGUGAGGAGUCAAAACAGAGAUUAGCUUGUGGAGGAAAUAAACUCUUAGUGAGGAACGUUUCAGGUCUUCUCAUUUGUGCAGGAGUCAUUUCACUGUGAGCGAGAUUCCAGACGAGCCUCCAUGCUGAGGGGAUAAGUAAGUGUGUGAAAAUUUAGUGCCGUAUUAUAUAACCUCAACAAACUGAAAUGAUUGUGGUGUUGGUCGAAUGGUUUGGUGGACACGGUUCUUUCUUUUGUGGAGAUCCAUUAACACUCUGUAAAAGCCUCCAAAUCUGCUGAAUGACCUGUUUAAUGACGAUGUUAUGUCUGGAUUACUUCUUUCUUGUCACGAUCCUAUCUCCACAAGUGGAUUUUUCUGUGGAUUGUGUCUAGUUUUUGGUUGUUCUUCAGUUCGCCUGUGUGUUUUGUGUUUCCCCCUCCCCCGGUAACCACAGAGGCUGCACACCUGUGUUCACUGAUCAUGGAGCACCUGCUGAGUGCAGCAAUUAGGUUAUAUAGGCGGGAAAACGCCAUUGUUCAUCGUCCCCUAUUGAAAUCCUUGGCCUGAUUUGUCAAAUAGACUUCGAGAUAAUUAUUCUCUCAGCCUUUUAAUUUGUCUUUUCCUCUCAGUCAGAGUGAUUUUGGUGUUUUCAGUUUAAGUUUUGAACUUAACUUUGUUCGUUUGCAAAUCUGCUUCUGGGUCCACAACUUCCCCUCGUGUCAUUUCUGGAUUCUGGGGUGUAAACACUUUUAAGUACAAAACACUGUUUCAUACAAAGCAGACAACAAUAGAGAGAAAAAGUGUUUUAUGCAUCACAACCAUAGACUGUAUAUACUAUGGAUAAACCAGUCUUACUUUAACGACAUGUCAACAUCGCAAAUGGGGGAGAAAAAUUAUAUUCUGUGUAAUAAAUUUCUAAAGUUUGUCCACAGCUCCAUAGGGAUUGCUGGAUUGCAGGGUUUUUGACCUAUACUGCAGCCUGUCAACAGAGGGUGCUGUUCUCAGAGUGACUUCACCCAGCGAGGAGGCAGGCGGCGUCCAUUCUAUAUACAGUCUAUGAUCACAAGUCUCCACACGAUUCACGAUCACUAAGUCCUCUCAGGUUUUGCCCUCAAACAUCAAACUCUUGGAUUCCUCAUCAGGAGAAUUCAUUCACCCUGAUAAUCAGCUGAGUUUGGGGCUUCCCGUGUCCAAAACCUGAUUUUUUUUCCUCCUCCGGGCAUCCCUGUCAGUUUGCCAAACCUCUCUGGCUCGUCUUCAGUCAUUUCAGAGGUUUGUGGUUUGGCAGGAGUCCCUUCUUUGGUCACUUCUACUACAAAGACAUCACAGAGAUUAGUGUUUAGAGCCGGCUGGACUACAAGGUAAAAAAGGGGGAAGAGGUGGCAGAAUGAAAUGCCACCUACUUUCAGCGUUUAUUUUCUGCCUCUUUACUUCAGCCAGAGACUUUUUAACAGCCAGUAAAGCUUUUCUGGCAGGAGGAAGCUGUUUGAACCCAGCUGAACCCUCCAGACAAUGAGGGACUGUAUGAGGUUUUAAUAUAGCAGCAGAGGACGCUGCACAAGGUUAGAAACAUUUCAAAUUGGCUGUUUAAUUUGACUUGAUUUGAAGUCUGUGUAUCGCGUUAUUGAAAAUACUCAAGGAUUAAGAAAAACCCUUAAAAAUGAUGUUUUCUCAGAUUGUGGUGGAGAACUGCUGGUAUUACAUAACAUGAAAUAUCACAAGACUGAAGUUUCUCCCUCUUUCCUGUGCUUCAUAUUUGCUCUGAUCCCCCACUGAGUGAAGUUUGUGUGCAUAUAUAUUCUCAGUACUAUAUAUGCGCAUGCAAGUGUAUGCAUUUGCAUAAUUGCAGUGGAAACUCUGUGCAAACCUGCAAACAUAGUGCUGUUCAGCUCCACUCAGGAAGACAGAGGGGUGAUCUGAGCAGAGGUGAUGGUUCCAUGAGGUUUUUCCUGAUUUAAGCUCAAACUUGAAAUCAGAUGGAUGCUAAAUUCAGCAUAAAUCAACACAGAUACGAGUCUCUUAUUUUACAUUGCAUGCAUUAAAUUUUUACAUAUGUAUUAAUAGUUCAGAGCAAAACUUCAGCUUCCAGUCAGUGAAGGCUUUUCAGCAAAAAGACUCCCAAAGGUUCGAUCCAGAUGCACCUACUUUCAGCCUCAAGACUAGAACUUCUGUGUUUGAUUUGGUGCAUCCAUAAAGCCAAAGUCUGACCUCUGAAACUCUCACCUCUUCUUCUCUUGCCUCCCCGCCCUCUACUCUUGUUGUUAGUUAAUAUAAGAUGGUGACUAAAUCUCUGUUUUCUGUGUCAGAAUGUCCUCCGCUGGGUCUGGAGUCUCUAAAAGUCAAAGAUACCCAGCUGAGAGCGUCGUCCUAUAAGCGCAGAGGUCUGGGCCCCCACAGAGGUCGACUCAACAUCCAGGUAUUAACAUCUGCUGACAGCUAACCACAAACCUCAUUUACUCUUACUCAACAUCCGUGAGAGUGUCUGCUGUGUGUUUGUGUGUCGCAGUCUGGGAUAGAAGAUGGAGAUAUCUACGAUGGAGCCUGGUGUGCGCAGUACAGAGACACCAAACAGUGGCUGGAGGUGGACGCUCUGCGACUCACUCGCUUCACCGGGGUCAUCCUUCAGGGACGAAGCUCCAUCUGGAGGUCAGAAUUGAAGGUUCAUAACCAUCGAGUGUCAGAGGGAGCGCUUGGAAAUGUCUGAGCACAGAUAUAAAAUGUUUAAGUCACUUUUAUUAUCACAUGGUCUUGGUUUGACAACACUCUGUAUUGAGACUUUAAGCUCUGCUGCAAGAUUGUUCAGUUUGAAUAUAAACCAAAGAAGUUAAAGUGUCUCGUUCUCACACAGUUGGGAUGUGGUGCACUCCUACAAGGUGCAGUUCAGUAACGACUCACUGGCUUGGAAGCCGUGCAUGAACGGGACAGAAGAGGCUGUGAGUGAACUUCACUUUUUUGUUUUUUUUUUCCCUAUAAUUCUGUAUUAGUGUUUUUAUUUAUUUAUCCUUUAUACUGAAAUUAAAGCUCCUGUGCCUCUUCUGUAACUUAGAUGUGACAUGGAUGUAGAUGACAGUAUCAUCCGCAUAGAAUUAUAUUUCAUUUACAAAGAGAGAGAACAGAAUAGGACCCAAACUAGAGCCCUGGGGGACACCUUUUUGUAUAUUUUCUAAACUUUCACAUUUCUCUGUGGUCCAUAUUGGUCUGAUAUUCAAGCUACUGGCAUCCCACAUCCUUUUUCUAUUUCUCAAGGCUUUUAAAAGUUCUAACAGCUUGUGGUUAAACUUUCUCUUUCUUUAAAAAUCUUCUGUAGCAAGUACGUUUUUUUUUAAAGGAAACAGAGAUAGACAGACUAUUUUUCAAAUCACUUAACAAUCCUUUCCACAUGAAAUACAUAUAUAAAUGUAUUUAAAUGCCACAUGUUGAUUUCAAAGUCAGUUUAUGAUAAAAAAUAUUUAUAAACCACUCCAACAAGGGAAAGUUUGAUUGCUCGGGUUGUUGAAAGAAAUUAUACAAACUAUUAGCUUUUUAAAAAAUCUGACAAAUAUAAAAACAAAGAAAUAGAUGGGGUUAAUUCAUCAUAACACCACAGUACUGACAUCAGUACAGCACGAUUUGGUAAAAAGUUUGAAACUCCUCAGAAGUUUGGUUACUCUGUUUGCCUAUAACUGGUUUGGAUGUUUGGCAGUCUCGGUUUGGUUUGUGUAUUUGGGUGGUUAUGAGGCAUGUGCUCCACAGCCACAAAUGGCCAAGAGGUGUCAGUCAUGCAGAGAUUUCUUUUUGCACAUGGAUAAUCAGACUUUGACUGGAUUUCAUCACGUUUUUGUCUUGAUAUGUAAGAAUUGGCGAGAUAUCUUAUAUUUUACAACAUCAUGUCAUGCUGCAGAUAUUUGAAGGAAACCAGGAUUCAGAGACGCCCGUCCUCGCCCUUUUCAACACUUCCACUGUGGCCCGUUACAUCAGGAUUAACCCGCAGACCUGGUACGAGAACGGCACUCAGGGUGCCAUCUGCCUGAGAGCCGAGGUGUUGGGCUGCACCGUUCCAGGUAAGACGAGCCGACAACUAAACACAAAUAUUCUGUGUUGAUUUAAAUCUGUUCCCUUUUAGUCACUUCAUCUUGCACCUCUACUGAUUUUCAGAUCCCAAUAAUAUUUACCCGUGGCAGACAGAGCCAGCAGGGUCCAAAGACAAGCUGGACUUCAGACACCACAACUACAAGGAGAUGAGAAAGGUUUGUCUCACAGUGAUGGUUUCACAGCAUAAAGAUGUCAGAUUCUCACAUUUCUGGGCUAACAGUGUUUCCCUAAUCUCUAAUUUCUAAUCCCCAUCCCUCAUUUUUAAAUUUGACAAGCCUACCUGUUAGUCCUGAGCCGAGGGAUCUCCCUCAGUGUGUGUGUGUGUGGUCUGGUUUUACUCCAACCCAAAGCUAAUAUUAUGAGAGGUUUCACUCUCAUGGCGGUAUCCUCACUGUGCUGUCACUACCUGCGGUCUGUUCGGAGACGCCACGCUGCAUCUGAAGGUCUGAAAACUGCCCACAGAAACAAACAGGGAUCCACGUUCCACAUAUGGAGACACAGUCCGCAUUAAUAUCUGCCUGCAGACUUGGGGACACAAGAUAGAUUCAUACACUACAAAUCUGUGCAGCCUCAGUUACCUUUCCUAAGUGGCACCGCAUGUCAGAUACGUGUGUACAGUAAAUAUGCAUGUUGUCUCUCUCCAGCUGUUUAAUCUAAUAAAGGCAAAAAUGCCAGAAAAAAGAACAGAAAACAACUGUAAUCCUGAGGAGACUUGAAAAAGCUUAAAGGGAUAUUCCGGCGUAAAAUUAAUUUAGGGUCAAACACACCAUAACACCGAGUUAGACACCCUGUUUCUUUAUAAUUUCCUUAAAAUAAUAAUCACCAUAUUAAUCGACCAUAAUUAAUUUGUCAACCAAGACAUGCAUCAGCCAAAAAUACCAUACCUGUGACCUCAUUGUAAUAACAUCCACUUUUCAUGAAUCGGAUCAAGGCUGUAAAACAAAAGUCCUCUGACCACCGUCACUGUAAGUAUUCCUGCUUGUUACAGUCUUUUGUUUUUGCUCACCAGCUGAUGAAGUCGGUUCACGAGGCCUGCCCGGACAUCACCCGCAUUUACAGCAUCGGGAAGAGUUACACUGGGCUGAAGCUCUACGUCAUGGAGAUCUCUGACAACCCUGGAAAACAUGAACUGGGUGAGACACACUGGAAAUAUGCGGGAGGCGAUUUCGUUACAGGAGAAGAAUGAGAGGCUAUGAAUUGAAAAAGGACUUUAAUAACGAUGAAUAAAACUUAACAUGCAUCCUUCUUUAUCUAAGAGGUUGGAGGGGGGACCUCUAAAACUACACACAGUCCUUCACUGUGUGACACAUAAACUCAUACAGACCAGAGAGCGGCUCGGUUUGCUCUGAGGUGAUGAACAAAUGUUUUCUUUGGCCUCUUUGACUCGUCUCACAUGGACAGGUUUUCCCGCCAAAACUAAUCGCAGAGAAAGCUGCAGAGAGGAGCCGAGGGAGAGAAGAGGACCAUGUCCAUGCUGCCAGACUCUUAAACUUGUAUUCAGUGACACAUUGGAUCCCAUAAAAAACACUUUAGGUUCAAAUUUAAUCCAGAUUUUAAUUUCUGAGUAACUUACAGCACACUUAUUUAGCUGCUUUGAGGUUAUUUACGUCCAAACAGAUUAAAAGAUUGUAAGGAAAUGAAACCGUCCAUUCAGACUUUGUUAGAAACAUGUUAACUAAACUAAUAAAUCAAGAAAAAAGAAGGCACGCAUAUUUGAAGUUUAAAGACCCCAACUGAGAAAAACUCAAACUUAAUUUGUGAGACAGCGUUUUGUACAGUUUAGUUUCUUAAAAUGUCAGACUUACAGAUAAUUGGUACAAUCAUCAUUUUUUCCCUCCAGUCUGUGACCUGAUUUAUUGUCCACCUCAGAGUCUUUUUUCCUAGCAGCGUUUUAAUGUCCCAUGUGUUUUCUGUAUUCAUUCGCCCUUUUGUUGGUUAGAGCUAGAACUCUUUGGUGAAGCAGUCGAAUACUUUCCUCUGUUUCAACACUUCUGUCAUUUCAUGAGCGUUCGCCGCAGUUAUGUCACCUUUAAAUAGUGCGGGGCUGAAACUCUUAAUUUAAAAUUCACUCACUGCAGAAAACGGGAGGCAGAUGAUGUGUGCAAAACAAGUCUCGACAAACCAUCCAGCGUGUGAGAAAGUCACAGAGUUGGGCUAACAGUCCUCCUCAUGAAGAGCUGUGAGGAGGAUGUGUGAGAUUUCAGAGCUGCCUGUCAGUUUAGUUUACGCAGAGCAAACAGGAAACAGAUCUGGGUCUUUCACAGGGUCGGAUUUUACAGGAGAUAUUAUGAAUGCACAGACUGUGGACAUGUGUCAAACUUUAGGAGAAGUCUGUUUUAGAUUUUCAACUGUGGUAUCUCUGAGUUUGCAAACUUUGACUUUGAAAAACGUUUUUAAAAAAUCCUUUAACAUAUAGGAUCCAAAUCAGUGCUCUUAAAGGGAUAUUCUGGCGUAAAAUUAAGUUAGGGUCAAACACACCGUAACACCGAGUUAAACACCCUGUUGAGAGACGAAUGUUGCCGACCACUUGCUUCCCUAGUUACACCAACUUUAGUGUCGACUGCAGGAUAGCAAUACACAGCAGUCUGAGGAGCCAUAAACAGACCUUAACCAAAACGCCACUCUAUAGCCACAAAUAAUGCUCAGAACAGCACCUAACUUCAUCAACAGUAUAUAUAGGGUCCCAGCCAUAGUACUAGCCACCAAACAUCUUAUUAAGUUGACUCAUUUCUUUAUCAAAGAGACUAAACACAACUCACCAACUCUCUUCCAACAGCCGCUUGUUUGUAGCGAGACCUCAGGUCAGUCCAUUACAGACUACAGCGAGGGGAUGCAACUCAAGGAAGUAUUGCUAUCCUGCGGCCGUUACUAAAGUUUAGUAGUAGUAGUCGUUUAUUCAGUCAUGAGUCUAACUUGGUGUUGUGGUGUGUUUGACCCUAACUUCAUUUUAUGCCAGAAUAUCCCUUUAACUGUCUACUUAUGUUUGUGUUUGGCGCCCCCUGCAGGAGAACCAGAGUUCCGCUAUGUUGCAGGGAUGCAUGGGAACGAAGUCCUGGGCCGAGAGCUUCUUCUAAACCUGAUGCAGUACAUGUGUGAGGAGUACAAACGUGGUGAUCAGCGAAUUGUCCGGCUCGUUCAGGACACUCGUAUCCACCUGCUGCCCUCCAUGAACCCUGACGGUUAUGAGCUGGCCUUCAAAAAGGUGCCAAGAAACAAACUCAGUCUAAGAUAGAGUCGUAGUCCUCAUGCUGGAUCCAGAUUUGAGACAAGGUCACUUUUUUUCUGUCCUCCUCAGGGUUCAGAGUUGGCAGGUUGGGCUCUGGGUCGGUACAGCUAUGAAGGUAUCGACAUGAACCAUAACUUUGCAGACCUCAACUCAGUGAUGUGGACGGCCAUCGAGUAUGAAACGGACAAGUCAAAACUCAUCAACCACUACUUCCCCAUCCCUGAGAUGUACACGUCUGAGGAAGCUUUUGUACGUCCAUGAGCAUUUUAUAUAUUUAUUAUUUUUAAUACAAGUCAAAACUAUAAUUUUCUGGUUCUUCUUCUCCUCCAGGUGGCAUCAGAGACCCGAGCCGUCAUCAGCUGGAUGCAGGACAUCCCAUUUGUCCUGGGUGCGAACCUCCACGGUGGAGAGUUGGUGGUCACGUACCCGUAUGACAUGACCCGGGACUGGGCUCCUCAAGAGCACACGCCCACCUCUGAUGAGAGCUUCUUCCGCUGGUUGGCCACAGCGUACGCCAGCACCAAUCAGGUCGACUCUCCUCCACGUGUCACAUCCUCAUGUUUAAAACAUCUUCAGGACUUGAUGAUAACAGUUCGCACUCUUGAUCCUCUUUCCUCUGAUAUAACCAGGUGAUGUCCAACCCGGACCGCCGGCCGUGCCACAACAAAGACUUCCUCAGAUACAACAACAUCAUUAAUGGAGCUGAGUGGCACAACGUCCCAGGAAGUAAGAAAAUGUGUGAUUUUCAGAGUACCUGAUCUGAGCCAGUGGGAUUUACGAGAGAAAUUCAUCAAGACUUCGGAUCAAUAGAUCAUAAUUUUAUCCUCGUUUACACAGUUUAGCAUUUUAAACCUCGUGUUCUGGCUGUCAGGCCAACUUUAAACCUCUGUAUUUUGAUCAGAAGCUCACCUAAUAGAUGCUUGAGUUAUUUAUUGAAUCUCUGUUUGACUAAGAAAUAAAUAAAAUGCUUUAUUUUAAUAUUUGACAGACUCAAUAGCUGCAAUUCUACAGAAUCCAGCUGCAGUGAAAUAAGACACUGAGACAACGGUUCAGAUUACGUGAGCAUGCAGAAAGUGACAGAUUAAAGGUACAGUGAGUGACAUUUAACAGACUUUGUAGAGAUACACUUUUAUUAAGCAUCUCAGGAGCUUCUUGUCCUCAAAGGCCACCAUCCCUUUACCAUCUGGAGGGGUGAGCAAGGAGCAAGUCGGCCUAGAAUCUGAUGUCCAGCUAACUCUUCUCAUUUUUCACUAACUCAUUAGUAACUUAAUUUAAACUUGACUGUCGUUUCUGUAUUUUCUCUUAUUUUUUUUACAGGUAUGAAUGACUUCAGCUACCUUCAUACGAACUGUUUCGAGGUGACGGUGGAGUUGUCCUGUGAUAAAUUUCCUCACGCCAGCGAGCUUCCCAUCGAGUGGGAGAACAACAGAGAGUCUCUGCUGGUUUAUAUGGAGCAGGUCUGUCUCCCUUUUGGUUCAUUUCAGCUUAAAUAUCAUGUAUCUUUUUUAAAUUUGCAUCGACAGUAAUCAUCAUUUCUGUUCCUCCUUUAAUAGUAGAACCUCAUUAAAAUAGUUUGAAGUAGAAAUAUCAAUAUUUAAGGGCAUAAGUUCAUAUCUUUUUGUUUGGUUUCUGUUUCCUAAGGUCCAUCGUGGCAUUAAGGGUGUUGUUCGUGAUAAAGACACGAAUGCUGGUAUCCCAGACGCCAUUAUCCAAGUGGACGAAAUUGAUCAUCAUAUACGAUCAGGUACUUUUUUUAGUUGGACAUCGGAAUAAAAGCUUUCUGAAAACACGAACUUUGUCAACAAAAAUAAACUCAACUCAAUUUUGCAGAUUUGCUCCACAAACGUUUCUUUUUCCCCCCUGUUUUUUCUCCUAUUUCUUUUUGAGAAAUAAUCUAGUAUAUCUCAUGGAGUUAAAGAUGUUUCCCACCCCUGUAUCCUGAUUUCAGUUGCUGACGGUGAUUACUGGCGUUUGCUGAAUCCGGGUGAGUACCGUGUCACAGUCAGCGCGGAGGGCUACCUCCCCUCCUCCCGCACCUGUCAGGUCAUGUACGACUUCUACCCCACCAUCUGCGACUUCCGCCUCACUAAGAUGCCCAAACAGAGGCUGAAGGAGAUUCUGGCGAAGGGGGGGAAGCUGCCCAAAGACCUGCAGCUCCGGCUACGACAGCUACGCUUGCGUAAACUCCGGGUCACCACCAAAGCCAUGAACCAGCGACGAGCUGCUGCUGCCAAACGGGCGAAGAGGGUGUGA